This is a messenger RNA of Mesitornis unicolor (brown roatelo), 3842 nucleotides long. It is a transcript of the gene IL16, whose product is annotated as interleukin 16. Gene Ontology annotation, molecular function: cytokine activity; CD4 receptor binding. The record is from RefSeq and is a predicted model, not a curated record. Gene Ontology annotation, biological process: induction of positive chemotaxis; leukocyte chemotaxis. NCBI's taxonomy places the organism in Eukaryota, Metazoa, Chordata, Aves, Mesitornithiformes, Mesitornithidae.
AUGAAGAGGAACAGCCUUCUGCAGGAGUCAGGUUUGUCUGUCUCGCUGUUGAUAUCUAGCACCAGAAAAUCAGAGAAAGUUAUUGAGAUCAUGCCGCAUAAAUGGGAGAAUGACUGGAAAAAGAGCAGCACCACCAGCUCUCUGAAGAUGGAUCGAAAGAACAAUGCUGGGAACAGGAAGUCAAGAAAGUUUCGCUCCAUUUCAAGAUCGCUCAUACUUUGCAAUGCCAAAAACAGUGACGAUGGGUCAAGUCCUGAUGAGAAAUGCCCUGAUUCCUUUGAGAUCUCUACCAGCUGGGGUCAAGGGGAUUUUGACUGCUGUCCUAGAACACAACUGCCAUGCACAUCAGAGACAGAAGACAGCCCACCUGAUCCUCCGCGGGUGAUCACCAGCAUGGUCCAGUCCAAAGCUGCAGCAAAUGAGAACUGCAACAACAUGAGAAAGAAGUUACUCACCAAGGACAGCUGCAUCUGCAGGCUGUGUACCAGCUCAGCCAUCAAGAUCUCUAGGAGUCCGAACUGUGCAUCUCUUUGGAAAGGGUUCACAGGCAGCCAGGUGUCUUCUGGAGAUACAGCAAACAGGGAUGGUCAUCUGAGCCCAAGGGAUGAACUGUUAACACUAAAUGGACAAUCACUUAAAGAUCUGCCCAGUAAGGAGGCUGAAGCUCUCAUUCACCCAACACGGCUGGAAACACCAACCUGUAAGGAAAAGCCUCUGGAGAUACAGAAUGGUUUUCUGCACGGUAAAGCUGCGUGUCAACGCACUCGCAGUAACUCAACCAGUGUAAACCCAUACUGGGUAGGGGAGAUGGACUGCACAGCACCCCGGAGAGCCGUGCCCUUCAGAGACCGGCAGCCCCACACUCUCCACACCAGCCGCAAAUCUCUGUCUCAACAGCUGGACUGCUCUGGAGGGAGAAACCCAGCAAUUUCGAGGCCAUCUAGAUCACUAAGUACAGCACAGCUAGUGCACACAUCCUGUGGCUCACAGGCUUCAGUAAUCUCAAACAUCGUGUUGAUGAAAGGACAAGGAAAGGGUUUGGGCUUCAGUAUUGUUGGAGGGAAAGACAGCAUUUACGGACCAAUAGGCAUCUAUGUCAAAACCAUCUUUCCUGGUGGAGCUGCUGCUGCUGAUGGAAGGUUACAAGAAGGUGAUGAAAUCCUGGAACUGAAUGGAGAAUCCAUGCAUGGAUUAACACAUUACGAUGCUUUACAAAAAUUCAAGGCCAAAAAGGGUCUUCUCACACUUACAGUCAGGACAAGCUUCAGCACACCUCAUUCUGCUUCCAGUUGUCUGUCGCCCCACUUGUGUCAGUCACUGAGCUCCACUACAUGCAUAACCAAAGAAAACAGCUCUUUCAGUUCAGAAAGUGCAACAUUCUCAUUAAAUGCUACAAAGCCCAAUGACAGGGUCAUAAUGGAAGUUACCCUAAACAAAGAACCAGGUGUUGGCCUUGGAAUCGGGUUAUGUAGCAUCCCUUACUUCCAGUGUAUUUCAGGGAUUUUUAUUCACACUCUCUCACCAGGUUCAGUGGCACACAUGGAUGGGAGACUCAGGUGUGGAGAUGAAAUUAUUGAAAUUAAUGAAGCCUCAGUACAAAAUAUGACUCUUAAUGAAGUUUAUGCUGUGCUAAGCCAUUGCGAUCCUGGUGCAGUGCAGAUUAUUAUCAGCAGACACCCUGAACCACAGGUGUCUGAGCAACAGCUAAAAGAAGCUGUAGCACAAGCAGUGGAAAGCAACAGGUUCGGAAAGGAGAGACACCAGUGGAGUACUGAAGGUGUUAAGAAACUAGAAACGAGCUGGCAUGGAAGACACCCGUGUGAGAAACAUAUAGAAAGGAAUUCUGCUCAUUGCAACCGCAGGACGCAGAAGCUAAUGAUCCGCUCCAGCAGUGACAGCAGCUACAACCCUAGGUCCUCGUGUAGUAAUGGUGCUGUGUUCCAACUGACUGACUUGAAAGCACGAGUACAUAGCAUCGAUGUACCAAUCACCAGGCAGCCUGGCCUGCUGUACUCAUUCUCUGGCAACAAUUCAGAGAGCAAUUCCCCUCCUACUUGUAGUGAGGGAGGUCGACCCUCACAAAACACUAAGAAAUCAUCAGAGAUCUUCGUUAGAAAACCUAAAUCAUCAAAGCCCAAACCUCCACCAAGGAAAUACUUUAAGCAGGACUGUACAUGUAAUGACCAGUGUAAUGCAGACAGAAAAGAAAAGCUGGUAUCAGAAGUGGCUAUAUCAGAAGUGGCUAUAUCACCUUCUGCAAAUGUUCAGGUAAAGCGGGAACCAAUGCUAGAGGGACAUCAAACCGAUGUAACCCGCAGUGCCUUUACCACUUCUCCUGCAGCACACGAUACUGAGCACAUAACUGCUGCUCCAGCGGGCAGAGAUCAAGAAAGAAAAGCAAACUUAGGGAAUCCACUUUCAUCAAUACAAAGGCCUAUACUUAAAAGACAAGCACGAGUAGAUUAUAGUCUUGAUACAACAACUGAAGACCCUUGGGUUAAAAUUUCUGACUGCAUAAAAAGUUUAUUUAAUCCUACCAUGAGCGAAGAUAACGUCCACUUAGAUUUGCAACCUGGCAUCCACACAAACAAGGAGAAUCAAAAUCAAAGCAGCUCAGAGACAGUUCUGAAGAAAUCAGAAUCAGAAAUAGUUGGUUCAAAAGUGCUCAAACCAGAAGAAAAUGACAGUGUGAAAAAGGGUCCUCCUGUUGCACCUAAGCCAGCCUGGUUUCGCCAGAGCCUGAAAGGACUGAGGAAAGCAAAUUCAGAUCUAAAAACACAGGCAGACCAAAGUCCUCCUGACCUUGAGAGUAUUUCCAGCAGAGAACUACACUCCAGCUUAUCCCGUGUCUCUACCAGGGGAUCAUCAAUAAAACAAAGAAUAAGCUCAUUUGAAUCCUUGAGUGCUCCACAGUCACCUGAAAAGACACACCGAAGGUUCAGCCUGAAACCAUCGGUCCAGAAAGAACACUCUCCCACUGCAACAGGGUCAGAAGUGGCUCCAGCCCAUUUAAAACAAGCCUUUCUCCAGCAUUGUGAAAAUGGCCAACAACAGCCCAAGUCAUCUGUGGUAAUGGUUACAAAGAGCCUGGAUAGAUCUUCCUCUCCCAGGGAGGUCCUUGCAGCUGGCUCAGAGAAAAGCAACAACAUCAACACUGAAAAUUCCUUAGGUCUCUUAACUACCGAAGCCAUUGCAACUUCCUAUCUUGUACCGGUGGCAAAAGCACACAGCCUAAGAUCACGAAGCUUCCCACUUACUGCUACCCAGACUUGUGAGAUGAUGAAGACAUACGAUGAAAAGUGUAGCAAAAUCUACUCCAUCAGCAACCAAGUGUCAUCUGCUUUAAUGAAAUCUUUGCUCUGCCUUCCUCAGUCUCCAGCCUCUUCUGCAAACAGCACAUGGGACACAUCGGACACAUUGUCUCAGUCCUCUGUGGAGGAGGAUGGGAUUUCUCUCUCACACAUAAGUGAGAAUCAUCACCUGGACACUGGGUUUUCGCUAAACCUCUCUGAGUUGAGAGAUUAUACUGUGAGCCUCGCAGACAAUGAGAAAGAGGAAGAGAAACAGGAAUGCAGCUCACCUCAAGCGUCUGGUGUGUCAGGGCAGUCCGUCAUCUCUCUGCUUUCCCCUGAAGAGUUAGCAAAACUUAUAGAGGAAGUCAAAUCAUUAGAUGAAGCAACCUUAAAGGAAUUUGAUGAUAUUCAUGUUACAAUUUUGCAUAAAGAAGAAGAUACCGGGCUUGGAUUCAGCCUGGCAGGGGGCAUUGAUCUAGAAAACAAAGUGGUAACAGUAAGUAGCAUCUUUCUCAAAAAAAUACUCCAAAAACAACUAUCUAAAAAUAG